Molecule: messenger RNA, 1476 nt
Organism: Armigeres subalbatus
Lineage: Eukaryota; Metazoa; Arthropoda; Insecta; Diptera; Culicidae
Exons: 3
Coding region: 1-1476 (491 amino acids)
Source: RefSeq, a predicted model, not a curated record
AUGUGGACUGGACUAGAUGGCAAGGUUUCUAUAUACGAGCUGCUGACGGAGACGUACGGUACAAAAUCGGCAUCAUAUCUGGCUACACGUACUCUGAAGCAACUGGCAUCCAACGAGCUGGAGCGGUUUCCUCUGGCGGCUACGACGAUCGAAGAAGACGAGUAUAUGGACGACGUUAUUUCAGGAGCGGGCGACGUCGAAUCUGCGAUCGAAUUGAGGCGACAACUCGACGCAGCGAUGAUCAGCGGAGGAUUUAAACUGCGAAAGUGGGCUUCUAACCGUCCGGAAGUACUCGAAUGGCUUCCGAACGAAUGUUUGGCGUUACCGGAUGCAAACGGUAUUGAUUGGGACCAGAACGCGGAGGUGAAAGCAUUGGGCUUAACAUGGCUACCCAACGUUGAUCGUUUUCGGUACAAGUUCGAGAUUCUUUCUCUCACCGCAAACCAGAUUCUUACGAAGCGACAAGUGCUGUGCUACAUAGCGAGGCUUUUCGAUCCGCUUGGUCUGCUCGGAGCAACGAUUACCUCAGCGAAGGUUUUUAUGCAGCGGCUUUGGUGCUUGCAAAACGAGAAGGAUGAAACUCUUCAAUGGGAUGACCCGCUAUCCGAAAUGGUAGGUGAGGAAUGGCGAAAGUUUUACGAGCAAAUCCCAGUAUUGAACGAUGUACGGGUUCCACGUCGCAUAUGGCGCGACAAUCUAUGUGAGAAGUCAGAUAGAGGAUGGCUCGGUUUCGGUUCAUCUGUUGACCUCGAAAUCACGGGUGGCGCCGCUCAAGACGCAAUCUCUACCACGAUUGGAACUCUGCGAAGCACUGUUGGCAGCACAACUCUGGGAAAAGGUGGCAGAAUUGCUAAAGAUAGAGGACAGGGUUUAUUUCUGGACGGACUCGACCUGCGUCCUUCAUUGGAUCAAGUCAUCGCCAGGAAAUUGGACUACUUUCGUCGCGAACAGGAUUGCGAAGGUUCAACGGGAGUAGACAAAUGGAGGCAUGUUCCAGGGAACACCAACCCAGCAGACUUGAUAUCGCGUGGAAUACUACCGAACAACAUCCGUGACAAUGAACUGUGGUGGCAUGGGCCCACAUGGUUAAAGCAAGACCCCGGAGAGUGGCCUGUAGCCACGGAAGCACCACCGAAGGAAGAAUUGGAAAAGCGACGCAACGUGGUGGUUUGCGCUUCGUCGAAGGAGUCCAAUUUUCUCUCGGAUUAUCUAAAACGACGGCGCCGGGAAUAUCUGUCACAACUUCAAGCUAGAGGGAAGCACUGGCAGCCGGCAAUAGAUGUGAAGGUAGGAAGGCUGGUUGUCAUCGUCGAACCUAACUUACCACCUAAGCAGUGGAAGAUGGGCCGGAUUCAGGAACUACACCCUGGCGCGGAUGGAAUAACUCGAGUGGUAACGCUAAGAACCUCAACCGGGUUCAUGAAAAGGCCGGUAGCCAAAUUGUGUGAGCUGCCAUUGCAGAAGCAGGAAGAUUAG